This is a messenger RNA of Osmia bicornis bicornis, 793 nucleotides long. It is a transcript of the gene Cisd2, whose product is annotated as CDGSH iron-sulfur domain-containing protein 2 homolog. Gene Ontology annotation, cellular component: mitochondrial outer membrane; intracellular membrane-bounded organelle. Gene Ontology annotation, molecular function: 2 iron, 2 sulfur cluster binding. The coding region runs from base 28 to 423 and encodes 131 amino acids. The transcript has 4 exons. Gene Ontology annotation, biological process: regulation of autophagy. The record is from RefSeq and is a predicted model, not a curated record. NCBI's taxonomy places the organism in Eukaryota, Metazoa, Arthropoda, Insecta, Hymenoptera, Megachilidae.
UUGACUAGAUCAGUAGUAACUGCGAACAUGGAGCCAGUCUCACAUCUCGUUAAAGUGUCCAUUCCUAAUUAUUUAGCUGGAUUACCUAUUCCGGAUUCUAUAGGAGGAUGGUUUCGACUUGGAAUACGAGACUGGUUCGCUUUGGUUCCACCGACUGCGAUGUUAGCUGGCAUCGGUUAUAUGUCCUAUAAAGCAUUUUGUCCUUUAGCUAGAGGAGGAUGCGGACGUGUAAAUCAUUGUAUUAAAAAAGAUGUAAAUAAGGUGGUAGACUCUAUUGAUGUAGAAGAUAUAACUGAAAAAGCUGUAUUUUGUCGUUGUUGGAAAUCUGAAAAUUGGCCAUACUGUGAUGGCUCUCAUGGACGUCAUAAUGAACAAACAAACGAUAAUGUGGGACCUCUUGUAGUUACAAAAAAGAAAGAUUAAUGGGUGAUGAGCAUUAUAAAACUGUAAUUGUAUACUUGCCAGAUACAGUGUCAUUAAUAACCAAGAACAAAUAUUUCUGCCACCAGCAUUGUAGAUAUUUCAUAGGAAACAAAAAUAUACAAAAAAUAUUAAUGUAGAUAAAUGUUGAAAACCAUAAAGAGAAUAAUAUAUAAAGCAGGAUGCAAAAUACAUGUUUGUUACUUAUAACUAUUUUUUAAAAUGUGAUUUAACAAAGAUAUGAAUAAAUAUAUCGUUGCGAAAAUGAUUUUCAUCAAUAACCGAGUAUGUUGUGAUAUACGAAAUGUAUGUAAUCGAUAUUACUUUUUAUAUGCAUAAUUUUUAUGAAUAAUUAAUAUAAUUCCUUGGAAAA